Ruditapes philippinarum (Manila clam) is the source of this 3531-nucleotide messenger RNA. Its product is annotated as MTOR-associated protein MEAK7-like. The coding region runs from base 78 to 1499 and encodes 473 amino acids. Lineage: Eukaryota; Metazoa; Mollusca; Bivalvia; Venerida; Veneridae. The record is from RefSeq and is a predicted model, not a curated record. Gene Ontology annotation, biological process: TOR signaling. The transcript has 7 exons.
UCUAUUCACUCUUAAAUAAACAAACGCUUAUUCGCCGAAGAAGUGAUCAAUCAGCAGCUGAUCGAUCUGUCAAAAUCAUGGGAGGUGCAGAAAGUAAAAAGAAAGAAGCUGAAAUUUUACAACUUUUCAGUGUGGAAGAAAGGCAGAAUAUUCAUAAAUUAUUUCAACACAUUUCUCCAAAUCAGUCAAUCACAGAACCAUUUCUAAAGAAACAUAUAGAAAAGUUCAUAAAUCUCGACUUAGAUGUGUUCCAUGCUGUCUGCCAUUGUGGUAUAAAUAAAGGACAAAUUCAAGACAAGCAUGUUACAGAAGUACAGUUUGCCGGGUUCCUUGCUCAAUGUCUGAAGGGUACAUACUCUGAAAAAGCAGAUGUUUUCUGCCUGUUGAGUGGGCGGGAUGAUGGCUUUGUUCCAGUGAGGAAAUUAUAUCAGACAGUGAACAAUGUUAUCAAAAGUUAUCUCCACAUUAGUAAGAGUGACACACCUUGUAAAACAUGGAAAUAUCAAGUAUCAUCGGAAGAUGUUUCUAGACUUUCUAUUUCAUUCCUAGCUCAGAACAAAUUCUGUGACAUUGACAGGGGAGUAGAAGAGAAUAGCCAGAAUGAAAUUGAUGUGGGAGGAGGAUACAAGAGCCAAGAUGAAGUUGAAGACUGGCUCUCAAAGUGUCAUAUGUUCCUGAAAAUGUUUGACAGAGUCUUUUAUCAUCUGUUUCCUGUGAUAUCGAAAGACAGUGCACAUAAUAUAAUACAGUCAUUCAUGCCAGCAGCAUCUAAUGUAGAUUGGAAUAAAACUACCACAAUAUUAGAAACAUUAUCAAUCAGUUAUAUAAACUACCACCUUCCCAGAGAGCAUCAGUCAAUAUGGCGACUUCUAUAUAGCAACAGUCUCCAUGGUGACAGCUUCGCUCAGUUGACACGCUACGUUCUUGGCAAGGGGCCAAAUGUAUUGUUAGUCAAAGACAAAGAUGGACAUGUGUUUGGAGCUUAUGUUUCUGACAGUUGGGAAAUUAAACCUACAUUUUAUGGUAGCUCAGAGUGUUUUCUGUUUUCUAUCAAACCUAAUUAUGGUGUGUACACUACAACUGGUUACAAUUCUAACUACAUUUACUUCAACCAAGGACAAGAAACAAUGCCAAAUGGCUUGGGACUUGGUGGACAACUAGAUUAUUUUGGACUAUGGAUAGAUUAUACAUUUAACAAUGGUCACAGUAAAGCAGUUCCUAAAUGUACGACAUAUGGAAGUCCACAGCUGUCAAAAAAUGCAGAUUUUUCUGUAGAUAGUAUUGAAAUAUGGGCUGUAGGACCAGAGAGGAAAAAACAUGACUCAGAUGAUGAGGAAUCCCGGGUGAGCAUAUUGGAUAAAGAUAGUGGCGCUAAGGCAUUACUGGAACUGGCCGGUAAAAAGCAGCAUUCCGAGGGUAUCCGAGACCUUGAAGAGGACGAGGCCCCCUUGACGGAGGAAAUGAAAAAGAAAAUGAAUGUCAUUCCAAAAAUGAUGUAGAACUUAGAAUAUAUUAGCAAUAUAUCAGGGAUGUGGUUUAUGACAUACAGAUAUUUUCAUAACCAGAUAAUAACUGUAAUUGACUGUGAAAGAGGUGAAAAAGGAUUGAACAAAAUUGAAGCAUGUGGUUGUAUAUUAUUAGAACAAGCUUCAUUUAUACAUGUAUGUGAUAAAACUUUGUCAUUCAAAUUUAGUGAUAAAGAAUAGGCAAUCCUAUAUAGGAUAGAAUAAAAUAAAUGUGGAGUAAAUUGAUUAAAAGGACUUCUAUGCGAUACAUAAGAAUUGAUCUGUGACAAGAGAAUUAGCUAAUGUGGAAUAGGAGUUUCUUUUGAAAACAGCGAGUGAUUUUUAUGCAACAGGAAAAGUUAUGUUUAUUGUAGUUGCUUUGAAUAAGUUCUAACUUUUAAAGGCUUUAUUAGUUAAGCACAAUUAAAACAAUCUAUAUCAAGACUUGAGUAUUUCCAUGGAGUGCUUGCAUAUGACAAUUGUGGGAGUUACUUGUAGCAUUUGUUGGAAAGACAUGGCAUUUUUGGUUGGGCCAUAGUAGUUGUCAUAAUACACAUCUACAUGUAUAGACUAACUAGAGUUAGCUAAGUUUCACUGUUGUUAUCAGUAUGAUACUAGGAAUACUGCCUGAAAUUUGUACACAUGACGGAUACAUUUAUUAUGUUGUAUAAAUAACAUAUGACAGAUAUGGUGAUAUGUUAUAUUUAUCACAUACCCAUGGUGCGUCUGUGACUCCAUAAAAACGGCAUUUCACAGCUGUGCUUUAUUUCGAUGUGACAUUAUUUGUGUUAUAUACCAACAUAGCGGAAAGAGGAGCAAAAUUUUAGCAUUACAGUAUAAGCAAGUCCAUGAAAGAAAGAUUCUUUUUUCCUGUUAACAAAUUUUGUUUCAGGUAUGUGAUAAAUAGAAUUUAUAUUUGUGUAGCUUCAUUACUAAAUUUAUUAACUUGUUGAAUAAAAUAAUAUUUUGCUCACCAGAGGCUUACAUAAUAUAAUUUUAUUCAACUUGUUCAAUAAAUUCAGUAUUGAACAUAUACUCAUUCAGUAUCCUCAAUAUGUUGUAUACUAUGUUAUUAUUAUAUAGGGUGAUAUAAUAGUUUUAAAUGAAUAAGACUUCAAUUUGGAACAAAACAUUAAAAUUUUAUGACUGUGUAAUUAUAUAAAUAGUGUUGUUUGUUGCAAUUAUUUAUAGGCAAGGUAUUUGAUAUUCAGUCAGUUGAUAUGAAUAAGUGAAAUGGUUGUAUGAACUGAAUAUUUUGUUGCAUUUAUUUAUUUAUUAUUUUAUAUUACUGAUUAUUGAAUGUGUAAUUUAUUGAAGUAAAAGCUCUUGUCUAUGCAAUGAAUACCAUUCAUAUGAAAAUGGUUAGUGAUAAAAUUAAGGAUCCAUGUAAUUGAAUUCUAAUAUUUCAGGGUUGUUUUAUGUCCCCCUAAAAGGAUGAUCUGCAGUUUUCUUUCUAAAAAUCCUUCUUAUAUGGGAGGAGGGGAGUGGGGCUGAAGUUGUUUUUAGAAGUUCAUAUGCUUCUACUUGUUUAUGGAUUGGUAUUACUACUGAUUUACAGAUCUAAAUGUAUCUGUUUUCUUUUUAAUGUGUCCAGGUGUCCAAAAAGAGAAUUAUAUAGAAGUGUCAUGACAAGAGUAUCUUUACUAAAACUACUUAACCUUCAAGUAGGUUUUAUCAGGUCAGGAUAUUGUGAGGCACAGAAGCACCAAGUGUGAUCCAUUCUAGAAAAUUCCAUGAGAGCCAAAUGCAAGAAAUACAACAUGUAUAUCAAAAUAUCCUUUUAAUGGCCCUUGUAUUAUACAUGCUUGUUUAUUUAUGAUAAUUCUUCUAAAAUAAUGUAGUGCCAGUAAUGCCACCUCAGAUCACAUUUUUUGCAUGUGAUGCAAAUAUGUACAAUAAAAAAACAGCAACAUUGAUACAGGUAUAUAAUAAAAAUUGGAUUUAGUUUUUGAAAUUAUUUUUUGUCCAAUAAGAUUGCAGUCUAUUUCAAAUGAAUCGUAACAAAUUUUAUUAGGUAAAUCGGCAA